This is a messenger RNA of Oreochromis niloticus (Nile tilapia), 870 nucleotides long. Its product is annotated as F-box only protein 6. The transcript is spliced from 5 exons. The coding region runs from base 151 to 732 and encodes 193 amino acids. The record is from RefSeq and is a predicted model, not a curated record. Gene Ontology annotation, cellular component: SCF ubiquitin ligase complex; cytoplasm. NCBI's taxonomy places the organism in Eukaryota, Metazoa, Chordata, Actinopteri, Cichliformes, Cichlidae. Gene Ontology annotation, biological process: ERAD pathway; glycoprotein catabolic process; SCF-dependent proteasomal ubiquitin-dependent protein catabolic process. Gene Ontology annotation, molecular function: ubiquitin protein ligase activity; protein binding.
UCUCUGCCUGCUCGGGAUGACUAACGGGCUCUGGGAUGACACGUGAAAUUUACUGGAAACCACGUCAGUUGACGUCCUGAAAUCUAGGCGUCUGUUUCACUUCUCUUUUCCUUUACCUUAAGCUCUUUCGGCAGAGGACCGAGCAUUUUAAUGGCUUAUUUUUUUUUGGGACUGGUUGUCGAAGACAUGAGGAGCACUAUGGAUGAAAGUCACAGCAGCUCCGACCCGGACCAAAGUGCGCCUAAGAAGUCUUCAGCAGCUGCAACAGCGUCAGCCUCAUCUCUCAAGGCAGAUGUCCUGGAGGAGAUCUUCCUAAAUGUUCCUGUCUGUCAGGUGAUUUGUGUUUGUCAAUUAGUAUGCCAUCAGUGGAAGGAAGUGACCGACAGCGAAUCUUUGUGGAGAAAAAUGUGCAGAAGAGAAGGGUAUCCCAUCUGUAGUUUUUCAAAAAAACAGGACUGGAAGUUGUUUUAUUUCUUAUCCAAACAGAAAAGAAAUCUCUUCAAGAAUCCAAAUGGAGAAGAAGGACUGAAUGGCUGGAAGAUCUUGAGAAAUGGUGGUGAUCAGUGGGUUGCUGGGGGAAUUAGGAGACCACAUCCAGGUGAAGCAGUCAAAACAAACUUUGCAACCUCUUUUGAAAUGUGCACAAAGUCCCAGCUGAUUGAGUUGGAGAAGGAGGGUUACAGUCCAUCUCUUAUGGAUUACGCCCAACCAGACAUCAAGAUAUCUGAUUGAUUACCCAUGUAUUCCAUAAAUAUGGCCCUGGAGUGAGAUACAUUCGAUUUACCCAUGGAGGGAAGGAUUUCAAGUGGUGGAAAGGACAUUAUGGAAUUCAUAUUACUGGCAGCAGUGUUGAAGUACUUCCAACAUGGA